AUGGAGAGAAGGGUUUUUGUGAGUGGACUUGGCUUUGAUAUAACGGAAGCUGAACUCCGUUCAUACUUUGAGCGAUAUGGACCGAUGACAGAAUUCAAACUCCUCCGUGAUAAAAAUGGAGAUAGUAGGGGUCUAGCUUUCGUAGCUUAUCAGAAAGAAAUAUCUUUGUACAAAUGUGUGAAUGAAGUAUCACAUAGGAUAGGGGAAAGAGCUUUCUCUGUAAAAGAGACUGAAGAAGAAGCUGUUGUAUCUAACAUAGCUUCCAAGAAGUUGUAUAUUUCUCUUCUAAAUUUACCUAAUGUCUCCGAAGAUAUAAUUCGAUCUUGGUUCGCUGACUGUGGACAAGUCCAGAGCAUCGCGUUCUCACCAGAUAAUUUGCGAAGCUAUUGCAUUGUAACCUUCACAACCGAAAAUGCUGUAGAUCUUUCAUUAACUAAAUUGUACACAAUUGGGGGGAAACCCCUUUUCACUCGCAAGGCCAUCAGUAGAGAGGAUGUCAAGAAAGCAGACCAAUGGGAAAAAGAAAGAGCAGCUAGGGAAGAAAAGAUGAACAGUAAUCCAGCAUAUAGAUACUUAGCUGCAAAACAGGCUCAAGAAGCGACAUUUUACUCCUCCAUGCCAUCGUUAUUAGGAAGUACCAGUGUUGCUCCCGGGGCUCCUCCUGCACAACAAGCACAAACACAACCUUAUCCAGUUCAAACUCAUGUCAUGGCCUCAACCGUAAGGCAACAGGGGAACUACCAAAACGCCUAUCAUUAUCAUAAUAACUCUAAUCCUUCGAAUAGCUCCAAUGCUCCCAAAAGUAUGUCGAAAUAUGGAUAUUACUGA
This is a messenger RNA of Auanema sp. JU1783, 828 nucleotides long. NCBI's taxonomy places the organism in Eukaryota, Metazoa, Nematoda, Chromadorea, Rhabditida, Rhabditidae. The record is from the annotation of a GenBank genome assembly.